Molecule: messenger RNA, 819 nt
Organism: Maudiozyma barnettii
Lineage: Eukaryota; Fungi; Ascomycota; Saccharomycetes; Saccharomycetales; Saccharomycetaceae
Gene: ECM8
Product: Ecm8p
Exons: 1
Coding region: 1-819 (272 amino acids)
Source: RefSeq, a predicted model, not a curated record
AUGCUAGAAGAAAAAGAAGAAUUGCUAAAUAAUCGUAGAAUCUUUAAUGAUAUUACCAAUAUCUCGACCCAGACCACGACGACCACGACAACAACGACACCAACAAACAAAUUACGUUUAUUAAAUAAAAGUUAUAAUAUUAAUGAGGGACAACUUUAUUGUAAAGAUAAUUCACAAACGAUAAAGAAAGAAAAUAAAGUAUAUUUACCUAGAGUAUUUCAACAUCAUGAUUUACCUGACUGGUUAAUUCAGAGGUAUAAGGAUAAAGAUCGAUGUGACAUAUUUAUUAAUUGCAAUUUUAAUGGAUCACCCUGUAAUACGAUAAGAGGAGCAUAUUGUGAUGCAGAGGAAGAAAAUAUAGUUAUAAAUAAGAGUCAAUGGAUUGAAUUUAAGUAUUGUAGAAAAUACAAUUCAAUAAAUCAAAUACUAUGUCGAUUUUGUUAUGGUAAGAAUUGGAUCGAGGAGUCAUUUAUAUAUGAACAUUUAUUUGGAUCUCAUGGUAUAGUAACAAACAAUAAUAGCAGUAGUAAUAAGAUAAGAAUUAGAUUAUUACCAUUACCGCAAAAAUACCAAAUUAAUGAAAUUUCCAACAAAACUAAAACUAAAACUAAAACUAAAAAUAUUAAGAUUCAAGUACUAUGUAAGGAAUGCGAGAAAUGGAUUAAAUUAAAUAGUAGUAAUAGUAGUAGUAGUACGAAGGAAACCAUUGAGUAUAGACAAUUACAUGGAAUUCGUGGGUUUUAUGAAAAUUAUUUCAGACAUUAUAUUUCAUGCAACUCCAGUGAACAUAAUCAAAUUCAUUUUAUUUCCAAUAAAUAA